This is a messenger RNA of Cuscuta campestris, 1095 nucleotides long. The record is from the annotation of a GenBank genome assembly. NCBI's taxonomy places the organism in Eukaryota, Viridiplantae, Streptophyta, Magnoliopsida, Solanales, Convolvulaceae.
CGUUCUCGUCUGCAGGUAAUUUGAAUCCAUUUUACUGUACGUAUUUUGGCUGGUGAUAAUUACUUUUCCAUCAAUGGUCAGGUUCUAGAGACUAUAUAUAUCACAAUUAUGGGAAGAGUAUCUCACAUUCUCACAUUAUGGAAGGAACUUCUCAAACACUUCCUUACACCAUAAGAUUCGUUGGUCUUCUUGUCAGUCAUUCUCUUGGUAGAAAUCCAAAGUUUAUGGCUACUGCAUUAGAUUUAGGAAGAGAAUUGAUAAGGCGAAGAAUUAGUCUUGCUUAUGGAGGAGGCAACGUUGGCCUACAAGGAGCUGUUGCUUCAACAGUCUUUACCAAUGGUGGUCUCUUUAGAGGUUUCAUUCCUGGGUACAUAGCAACACGACGAGUCUACAACCCUACAUACGGCGUAGAGCACACAAUUUCCAGCAAUUACUACAAAUAUUUUGAGAUGAAUCAUGCCGUGGAAGCUUUCAUCAUUCUUCCCGGAGGAGUUGACACUAUGGAAGGUUUGUUCACCUUGAUCUCAUGGGCUUCUAAAGGGUUACACAAUAGACCCAUUGGUCUUUUAAACAUUGACGGUUAUUUCAAUAACCUUCUCAAAUUCUUAGAUGAUGCUGUGAGGCAAAACUUCAUGGCUUCCAGUCAGAGGAAACUUUUUAUUUCUUCUUUCUUUGUUGACGAGCUUUUAGACAAGUUAGAGUUUGCUAAAGCUUUCCCGGGACCUGGGGUUAGUUAUGAUGAGUUUGUGAAUCCCGGAAGAGUAGACUUGGAAUUGCAUUUAUAACUUUCUACACGUAAUCCAAGUUGUAUCUCGUGUUGCAAUGAUAUUAUCCAUAAAUAUUCUCCUAGGCUAGUAACGCCCAAACGGAAUGCAAGAUAAUGAAAUAUGGAUCUUGGCCCACUAGAGGUUUCGGCAGAAAUCUCCGAAUCAAUAUCGAGGGUUAUUGAUUUGUUAAAAAUAGUGGGAGAUAAUUAAUUAAAGGCCUAAUUAAUUAUUAAACAUGAUAGAUAACCUAGUUUGCAAAAUUUUCUGUAGAUGGCAAACAACAACAACCCUUUCAACCUGCGUUACAUCCUGGAAAACAACAAGUUAU